AUGAGCCCGCUACGGGCCACCAAGACGGGGCUCACAGUGUGUGUGGCACUUGGCGUGUUCCUUUUCCUCUACUUGUGGGUCCCCAGUCCUGAGGAGGCCACGCAGGCGCCCACGCUGCCCGCCGUAGCUGACUGUGGCUUUUACCCAGAUGAGCUGUGCUCGGCUCUCUUCGUAGGCAAAGUGGCGGCCCUGCAGGUGGCCAGCUUCUGCCAGAGCCCCCAAGGCUGGGACAUAGCCGGGCACCUCGCCCCGAGAAACUGCUCCCGCAUCUCCCGAGGCCUGCACUUCAUCACUAGGCCUCUGUCGGCCGAGGAGGCCAAUUUCUCCCUGGCGUAUGUCCUCACUGUUCCAAAAGAGUUGACUGCGCUUGUGCGGCUGCUCAGGGCCAUUUAUGUUCCACAGAAUGUGUACUGUGUCCAAAUGGGGGAUGAGGCCCCCGAGAAAUACCAGGCGGCCGUGCAAACCCUGGUGGGCUGUUUUGAGAAUAUCUUCAUCUUGCCCAGGAGCGAGCUGGAGGCUUCGGGGGGCUUAGCCACACUCCGGGCUGAUCUGGACUGUCUGCGGGAGCUCGUCCAGUCCAGGGUCCCCUGGAACUACGCCAUCAACCUGGGUGGCGAGGACUUCCCGCUCCGAACCAACAGGGAGAUCAUCCGCUACCUCCGAAGCCAGUGGCACGAGAAAAACAUCACCCCCGGAGCGUUGCAACCGCCCCCCACGACGCCCGACGCCAACCAGAGCCAGCCCGAGCCAGUGGCUGGAGGGGGCAUCUACAUGUCUCCCAACAAGAGGUUUGGGACGGAGCCACCCCAUAACCUGACCAUUUACUUUGGCAGUGCCGACUAUGUCCUCACGCGGAAGUUUGUGCAGUUCGUCCUCUCGGACCCGCGUGCCAAGGCCCUGCUCCACUGGUCCAGGGACAUCCAGAGCCCUGAGCGUCACUAUUGGGUCACUCUGAACCGACUGAGAGAUGCUCCAGGCGCGACCCCAGAUGCCGGCUGGGAGGGGAAUGUUCGAGCCACAAAAUGGAAAGGCCAGGAGGGCCGAGGCCACAAUGGAUGCAAAGGCCGCUACGUGCAGGACAGCUGCGUGUACGGACUGGGGGACCUGCCGUGGAUCAUCCAGUCGCCUUCCCUGUUUGCCAGCAAAUUUGAGCCCUCAGUGGACCCCCUGGUGGUGAUGUGCCUGGAGAGGCGGCACCGGCUCCGAGUGCUGCAGGACGCUGAGGUCCCCCUGGAGCCCCACUGGCGCUUUCGACACCAGACUCACUUCAACUGGGAGCUGAGCCGCUGA
This is a messenger RNA of Suncus etruscus (white-toothed pygmy shrew), 1290 nucleotides long. Its product is annotated as beta-1,3-galactosyl-O-glycosyl-glycoprotein beta-1,6-N-acetylglucosaminyltransferase 7-like. The record is from RefSeq and is a predicted model, not a curated record. NCBI's taxonomy places the organism in Eukaryota, Metazoa, Chordata, Mammalia, Eulipotyphla, Soricidae. Gene Ontology annotation, molecular function: acetylglucosaminyltransferase activity. Gene Ontology annotation, cellular component: membrane.